This is a messenger RNA of Bursaphelenchus okinawaensis, 3021 nucleotides long. Lineage: Eukaryota; Metazoa; Nematoda; Chromadorea; Rhabditida; Aphelenchoididae. The record is from the annotation of a GenBank genome assembly.
AUGAUGAGAGCUUGUGUUAGACCGUUCGGUCUGAGGUUCAGCAGUUCUGAAGUCGGGGCUAACAUCCAUGAAGUCACAACAUCUGCUUUUAAUGUUAAAACUAGUGUGAAGGCACAGAUGAAGCUGACUGAACGUUUAGGUAUGGUUUAUCGGUUAUUUCUCUUGAUUUAACCAAACAUUUAUGGAUAUUUUGAUAUACAUUUUGUCAAGCUAAAGGUCUUUUUAAAGCUCACAACAUGUUAAUGGAGUUAUAAUUUUUAAAGCAGUUUUUUUGUGGUAAAUUUGAUAUUAUUGUAGAUGUACCAGCAAAGAAAGCGCAAAGGCUAUACAGUUUGCCAAAGGAAGCAAUCAAUGGGUUGUACAAAGCCAUACAGAAUGUGGAGAAAGAGCCCAGGGUACUACAACAUGAUUCAGAUCAGGUGGGGCUUUUAAGUAAGGUCAAUGAAUAAAUGGCAGAAGCUGAUAGUUUUAAUUAUUGAAGGGUUUUUAAAAGCUAUAAUUUUGAAAAAAAUAAGUAGUUUCUCAUGAUUUAUUAUAUUUCUUCUAGUUUUAGUUGACUCAGAAGAUAAUUCAUCGCAAAAUGCCAGCAGAUCCAGAAGAAGUGAGGUUGGCGAGGAAAAAUGACAAUAUUAGGGCUUAUAAAUGGAAACCGACUGUCUUCAAGACACGAGAUGAGGGGUCUGGCUACGCUUUGUCACGGUAUGUUGUAACAUAUGAUGCGGUUGUUUCUAGUUCUUUUGUUUAUAAUUAGUCUAUUAUGAUAUAUAAAGCAUAUUGAUGUUAUAAGCAACGACAUGGUUUUAUGAUAAGAAAGGGUUUCAGAUUAUCCUCAAAUUAUGCUGAAGCCAAGUUUGUGCUCGAUCAAUUGGAUUCGGAUAGCUUUACUCCAGAGUCAAUACUGGAUUACGGAAGUGGAGUAGGAGGUGUAUUCUGGGCAGCCAGAGAGAAGUGGGACGAAUCUUUGAAGGAUUACUGUGCGGUCGAUCCGAAUACUACGGCCAAUCAUCUGGCUAUGGAUAUUAUGAGGGUAGGCGCACAUUUCUUUUUACUCUAUAAAGCGACUACUGUAUAAUUUUACAUUAAUGUAGUUUUAUAUAAAUCUAUAUAUCUGUUUUCACUUUCAAUUUUUUUAUAUUGGGGAGUUCAAAUAGUUAUGUGCCCCUUCUUAAUGCAAAUGUAAAGGGUUAUGUGACACAUAAUUAUUUGAACAAGCUAAUAUAUAAGAUUUCAAUUUUCUUAUAUGAACUUUGAACUUUCAGAAAGACGACAACAAGUUAAUAUCGCCGUACGUCAGUUUCCGUCGCUCCAUUAUACCAUCAACGAAACAGAAGUACGAUAUUGUAGUAGCUCAGCGUGUUCUUCCAGAAGUACCGUCUUUCAAAUCGAGAAUCGACUUGAUCUCACUGUUGUGGUCAAGAACCAACAAGUAUCUGGUACUGAUCGAAUCUAGUCUUUUGGACAGUUUCACUGCUUUAAUGGAGAUGAGGGACUUUCUACUGUUAUCUGGGUACAGAUUCAACAAGGAUAAUGUAAAACAACAGCUGGAGAGAGAGGGAAAGCUGACUCAAGACGUGCUUGAUGUACUGAACGAUCGAAGGGCGACUAUUUUUGAAAAGUACAAGCUUCUGAAGAACAAGGUCGGUUAAUGUACCCUGUGGCUCCGAAAUUUUUUUUAGAGGGCGCAGAAUUAUUUGAAAAAUCUAUUGAAGAUAAAAGAAGAUAACGUUUAGGUAGAAAGGAGGAACGGACCGGGCCUGAAAAAUGGGCUUAGCCCGCAGUGACGUCGCUACGAUUUUUUCUCUGGGGGGCGGGGGGCACCAAGAACCACCCCCCCUCCCCUUCUCCCAAACGACAUCCCUGUUGGUCCGUUCCUCAUGUCUAUGUUUAGGUAUCUUAUGUUCUAUGUAAAUUUAUGUCUGUUUAUUAAAUCAUGUUUUCAGAUCAACAUAACAACAGAGAUAGACCCAGGGUACUUGUUUGCACCAUGUCCACAUGACUCAGGCUGUCCUCAUACUACCAGCAAUGGAUAUAGGUAUGCGUGUGGAACAAAAUUGGUUAAACUUUUCAAAAUUUGAAUUUUUUAGCAUAAUGUUGUUAUAGUUAAACCAUCUUAUAUUACAGUGAAGCCUGUGCGUUUCAAGCCAAGAUACCUGAACUUAGACUUGACGGUAAAUCAAAGAGUAUUUACACUGACAGAACGUUGAGGGCCAAGUUUACCUAUAUGAUAUUCAAGAAAGGAGAGAGAGAAGUGGGACAGAAGGUGUUACCUAGGAUUGUCAAGGUACGUUUGUUAAUAAUAGUUUUAUGUUACGGAAGCUUUGAUAGUUUUCAAGAUAGAAUUGACACUUUUUAAGGUAGCUGUGUUACCAUUAAGUGUUUGGAAGUAACAAUGACAACGCUUAGUAGGUGUUAUGAAGUAGUUGUUAAAGCAAUUUUGGUCUAACGUUCAUGUUUGGAUAGUUACAGUACUAACAAGUGUGUUAAUACAAAUUCAUUUGAUAUGAUGUAUGUAAUAGUGUAAAAUAAAGUUAUUUUACAUUGUAUUACAUGUUUAAGUUAUGUUUCUUUGUAUUACAUGUUUUGUAGGUGAAUAACUGUGGAAAUCAUCAACAAUGCGAUGUUUGUACAGCUUUUAACGGACUACAACGGUUUACAGUAAGCAAAAGGCUUGGCCAUUCUUAUAACAGAAUACGAUCGUGCAAGGAAGGACAGUUAUUACCGUACAAUGUAAGUAUUGUACUAUAUUUUUAAAAAAAAGUUGAUGAUUAGAUAGGUUUUGUUUAAGUUUUCUUGGGACUAUUUUUGGGCCCUUCAUCCCUUCUAAAAGUCAGUUUCGGAGUUAAGGGGCACUGGAUUAUUUAAACAACUUGAUGUGUAGAGUUUAAAUGCUUAUUGAACUACAUAUGGCAAUACGAUAAUACAAUACUAUUGUUUCAGGAAGAGAUACUAAAGGCAGAGGAUGAGAAUGUAGACAUGAUCAACCAGAUUUACAAUCAAGAGAAGGCACAGUUCAGUAAUUGA